Pipistrellus nathusii (Nathusius's pipistrelle) is the source of this 405-nucleotide messenger RNA. Lineage: Eukaryota; Metazoa; Chordata; Mammalia; Chiroptera; Vespertilionidae. The record is from the annotation of a GenBank genome assembly.
AUGGACAGUGACGAAGAACAUGAUAAAAUUCUGGAUAUAUUUGCUGACAAUUUAUCAGACAUUCCAAGUGAAAGUGAUGAAAGCUUUGACAGGGGCAGUGAUAUAGUUAUUCCUUCAAAAAGGCGAAAAGUAGUAGUUUCAAGUGAUUCCGAACCUGAAAAUUUGAACAAUUCCACACAUGGUUUUGAGUGUAAUUUGCAUCUUGGUUGCCGAGAUAAUGAUUGGUCCAAAGAGGACUUUCAAACUAAUUUGGAAAAAUUGGAAGGAAAUUCUGGGGUUACAGUUCUAUCACCUUAUUGUAAAAACAUCACUGAAGUCACCAACUUGAUUUUUGAAGACGAUCUGUUAGAACUGUUACCCUCGCUCCUUGCUCCAGUGAUCACAGAGAACAACAAGCUCGUCUGA